UUGGUCCAAAUUGGCUAAAUUCGGCUGGCAUCCAGGCUAGUUGGUCAGUGUACUAAACUCAGAUAUGGUGGCAGUCAUUCGUCUGUAAUUCCUCGUUUCUUGGUCACUGGUUAGUCUAUAUUUUUGUAACGAUGCCGGGGAUGUGCUCUGUGCCGGGCUGCAAGGGCUACAAGAAGGCGAGGUCCCGGGGAGUCGUCUUCCACUCUCUGCCUACAAGAGACCCGGGGAGAUGCAGAAAGUGGUUAAAGGCCAUACAUAAUCCCAAAUUUGACGAAAACACACCAGUAAGUAAGUACGGCAAUAUAAGAGUCUGUAGCCAGCAUUUUAAACCGGAAGAUUACGAACCGGACAUACAAGCAGAACUUAUGAAAACAACGCCCCGAAAAAUCCUCAAAUCAGGCGUAGUUCCAACCGUUUUCUCUGGAAGACAGCAAGAGGACCUCAGAACAUCCCUGCCAGCAAAUGACAGAGGCCGAACAGAGGGUCUGAGUACAUCUUCACAGGCUUCUUUCCUGGGUGUCCAUGGUACUGGUGUCUAUACUGCAUUAUCUCCCUCCCUGCCAAUUCCUAUUGCCUCAAACAUCCCCUCCCAGCCCCCUCUUCCAGCUGAACUCAGUGGAAGUUUGUGCAGUGUGGCAUCUGUGGAUCGUCUGAAGGAGAGGUUCCACCAAGAGACUGAGUUGAGCUCGACAGUAACAUCAAAAUCUGAUGAGAACACAGAAAAAGACUUGAGCCAAUCAAAGACUAUUGUAAAUGACAGCUGCUUGAUGGAGCUGUUUAAGAAGUGUCAGACCUGUGGACAGCCCAUAACCAAAAAUAAGGUGUCUCACUGUGGUGCACAGACAAAGGUGUGGUGGAGCUGCCUUGGUGGACACAAGGGCAUAUGGAUGUCAUCACCUCACCUUUGGGAGGCGUUUCCUGAAAUCCACCUUCUUACAACUCUUUCUGUUCUUUUUUCUGGAGGCACCUUUACACACUUUAAAAAAUGGGCCAAACACCUGCACCUGAAUUUCAUAGGGCAUAAAACCUUUUUUGAAAUUCAAAAGGCAUACCUCAACCCAGAAAUGAAACAGAUGAACAGGACUGAGCAGGAACAGAUCUUUGCAAAGAGCGUCCACAAACGGCCUGAAGGCAUUCUUCUUCACAUUUCAGAUCCUCUGAAGAAAAUGAAGGCCAAGUCAAGGAGAAGAGAGAAGGGAGCUCUGUCGUUAAGUUAUGAGAAGAGAUCCCCCUUAUUGGAGUCUACUGAAAUGUGUCUGCAAGAACCAACUGCACUAUCAAGUCUUGGACGUCUAUCGGCCUCUGAAAAAGGUAAACGAAAACAUGAACAUCGGAGUGAAACCACACAUAUGGCAUCAGAGGUCGACUGGAUUCAGGACAGUUUUGAGGAAAUGGAGGUCACCAUUGAAGACGAUGAAUUCAACAGUGUGAAGAACAGAAUAUCUGACUUGACUAGUGAUAUGGAAAACGUUGAAGAAACAACUGAGCCGAGUGCUCUAGGAGCUGCUGAUAGCUGUGAUGAAGACGUCUACGUACCAAUAAUUCCUCAGAGGUCCAAAACAUCUGAACUUUUACUGGAAUGUGAAGAAGAGGAGCUGGAGCCAUGGCAGAAACACACUUUACGUGUUCACUUGAAAGAAGAGAGGAUGAUGUUCGAGAGUUGACAACGUGUCUGGAAGGAGGCAGAGGUUCUCCGUGAUCUGCAGCUCUGUAACCAGGAGAGGAACUCCAGUCUGGACCAAGAGGACCCAGAGCCUCCACAGAUUAAAGAGGAACCGGAGCCACUCAACACCGGUCAAAAGGGAGAGCAGAUUGUACUGAUUGUACCAAAGCCAGAGACUGAUACCAAAGGCCAGAGUGCAGCAGAGACAGAGCAUCCAGCUAGCAUCUGUAUCACAUGGAUAAAAGACAAAUCUGACUGGGAAAAUUCUGAAGCAUCAGAAUCAAACCGUGACCACCAGGUCCUCUCUCACAACUCCCAUGAAGCUGAGAACCAAGAUCGGAAAGGAGGCCACCAUGGAGAUUCAGAUCAACUAGAAAGGCAGAGCCAGAACCACAGAAGAGACAUCGCACAAGUAAUAGUCCUACAGUCCUGUCAACCAUUCACUGUAAUACUCACACAGGUAAAAAGGCUUUCAAACGUGACACGUUUGAGAAAGCUUUUAGAAAAAACUCAGAUUUGCAUAGACACAUGAGACUCCACACAGGUGAAUAACCAUAUUCUUUCUGCACUGUGAAAAGAUUUUAGACGUUAUAUUGUCUUGUUGGUCCACAUGAGAGGAACAAACACGAUCUGCGGGAAAACAUACUUUGAUGCGUCUGAUUUGGCAAAGCAUACUGUAUAAGAUAGAAUACAGGCAAGUAGCCUUAGUUUUUUUUUUUGAUUGCUAAUAUGCGUUGGUCAAAACUAAAGUCACAUUGUCAAAACACUUCACACAGUGAAACAAAAGACUAUGGGGGCCGAACUGUGAAUCAUUUUUAAUUUCUUUCACACAAAAGGCAUUCAGUUAGGUGUUUUUUCUUAUAUACUCCACCACCUGCAAAACACUAUGUAUUUGCAGCACAUUGUAUAAAUACUAACACUGUUUUCAAAACAGAAUGAUGGCAAAUUUAGUGCAUUUCUGCAGUAACCAUAUUGAAAUAUGCAGAAAAUCUUAGCAGAAUAUUUACAAUAAAAUGAAAUAAACAUUCUAAACAUAGCAUCCCAAGAUAAGACGCAAGCGUUGAUGUUGAGAACUUGUUGUCACGUGCAGGAGAGAGGUAGGACUAGAACCCUCACAGUACUGUAAAGUAUGAGUGAUAAUACUAUACAUUUGGUAAUUAUUAUUAUUGCAGCCAUAGAAUUUCGGGAAUUUGUUUUUGUUUCAAGCUUUUUAUUUUUCACAAAUAAAUGAUUGGAUACACAGAUAUAGAAAAAAGGAAAGGAUAUUGAAGCAAAUUGCAAUUCUGAUUCAUUCUUGUUGCAUAUACUUCACUACAGUCAAUGUGAAAGUGAAAAGAUGUUAAAAAUUAUUCAAACUUCAGAUUCACCUUGAAGUCAAAUUCUGUUCAUCAAGGCUGCAGAUGGGUGUGACUGACAUUAAGAGUGAAGAAUAGUUCUUUAAGUAUGAUUUGAUAGUUUUUGGUAGUUUGAUCAGUAGUAGAUGUACUUUUUAGUCCACUAAAUUUACUUGACAGAUAAACAUAAAAAUAAAUUAAAUAAAUACUUACAGUUUUUUUCAAUUGCUAAAUGACAGUGGGCACAA
Molecule: messenger RNA, 3245 nt
Organism: Perca flavescens (yellow perch)
Lineage: Eukaryota; Metazoa; Chordata; Actinopteri; Perciformes; Percidae
Exons: 11
Coding region: 132-1664 (510 amino acids)
Source: RefSeq, a predicted model, not a curated record